Tachyglossus aculeatus (Australian echidna) is the source of this 3209-nucleotide messenger RNA. RefSeq names its product protein O-fucosyltransferase 2 (gene POFUT2). Gene Ontology annotation, molecular function: peptide-O-fucosyltransferase activity. The coding region runs from base 1 to 1260 and encodes 419 amino acids. Gene Ontology annotation, biological process: protein O-linked glycosylation via fucose. The transcript has 9 exons. The record is from RefSeq and is a predicted model, not a curated record. Lineage: Eukaryota; Metazoa; Chordata; Mammalia; Monotremata; Tachyglossidae.
AUGGGCCCCGCGGCGGCGGCGGCGAGGAGAAGUGGGCGGCUGUGGCCGUGGGUGUGGCUGCUGUCCGGGGCGGCCUUGGGGGUCCGGGCCCCGGCGGGCGGGUAUCUUUUGUAUGACGUAAAUCCCCCCGAGGGUUUCAAUCUCCGCAGAGACGUGUAUAUUCGCGUUGCCUCACUUCUAAAGACCUUGUUGAAAACUGAAGAUUGGGUGCUGGUUCUGCCUCCGUGGGGCCGCCUUUAUCAUUGGCAGAGUCCUGAUAUUCAUCAGGUCCGAAUCCCGUGGUCGGAAUUUUUUGAUCUACCGAGCCUCAACAGAAACAUUCCGGCCAUCGAGUAUGAGCAGUUUAUCGCAGAGUCAGGUGGACCCUUUAUUGAACAAGUUUAUGUCCUACAAAGUUAUGCGGAAGGAUGGAAAGAAGGAACUUGGGAGGAGAAAAUAGAUGAGAGACCAUGCACUGAUCAGUUGUUAUACUCAAAAGAUAAACAUGAGUAUUAUAGAGGAUGGUUCUGGGGUUAUGAGGAAACGCGGGGCUUAAAGGUCUCUUGUCUCUCAGUCCAAGGAUCAGCUUCCGUCAUGGCUCCAGUCCUUUUGAAAAAUACUUCAGCACGGUCAGUGAUGUUAGACAGAGCUGAAAACCUACUUCAUGACCACUAUGGAGGGAAAGAUUACUGGGAUACCCGUCGGAGUAUGGUGUUUGCUAAGCAUCUGCGUGUGGUGGGGGAUGAGUUUAGGAUCAAAUACCUUAACUCCACAGAUGGAAGUGACAAGACCAGCUACCAUGAAGACUGGACAAAGAUGAAGGUAAAGCUGGGCACUGCCCUAGGUGGGCCUUACCUCGGAGUGCACCUCCGGAGAAAAGACUUUGUCUGGGGGCAUAGGGAGGAUGUACCCAGCCUGAAAGGAGCAGUGAAGAAAAUCCGGAGUCUCAUGAAAAUUCACAAACUGGAGAGAGUUUUUCUAGCAACAGAUGCCGUCGUAGAGGAAUUUGAAGAAUUAAAAAAAUUGCUGCCUGAAAUGGUGAGGUUUGAACCUACUUGGGAGGACCUUGAACUCUACAAAGACGGAGGAAUAGCAAUCAUCGAUCAGUGGAUCUGUGCACAUGCCAGAUACUUUAUAGGCACCUCAGUUUCAACAUUUUCCUUUCGGAUUCAUGAGGAAAGGGAAAUACUAGGAUUGGAUCCUAAAACUACAUACAACAGGUUUUGUGGAGACAAAGAGAAAAACUGCGAGCAGCCCACGCACUGGAAAAUAGCAUAUUGAUGAUCCAGCCCGCCUUCCCGUAGCUCAUGGACUCCCGGCAGAGCAGGCAAUUUCUCAAGACCCAGUUUUUGCCCUUUCCGUGGCUUUACCCUUUUUAUACAUACUAAUAGAACUAUAAUGCACUUUUUUCAAGACAGAAAUGCAAGUGGUCAUAAUGACGGAUGACAUUUUCCUCUUGAUUCAGUUUUGGUGCGACUGGUGGGAUACGGUCCCUAACAGGUUUUUAAGGCUGAAUUGUAGAAGUAAAGCAUCAUUUUGAGGUGCAACAAAAUUGAGUGGUUUUUAAUUGAAUUGUACGUACUAAACAUGUCAAUUUAAUCCUGUUCUCAGGAUAUUUUGUAUCUAGCUGGUUGUCAGCUUUGUAUUUCGUUCAUUGCAUUUCUGUACUACGUGGCAGAGGGAGAAAUUUGUUUCUGGCUUUUCAGUAACUGCAUUGAAAUUAUGGACAAGCCCUACAGUGAUGUGAAAGAUGUACCUCUGUCUUCUAAAACAAGUUCAAAUUAAAUCCCUCCAGAUCACCUGCUUUGAGGUCACAAAAGCAUAUUUUGUGGUACUGUGUCAGCCAAAAUCUUUAUCUUUCAAAUGCUUAGUUUAGUACUGGAUCGUUCUGCCCUCUCCAGUUCACUUUUAAAUUGAAUUAUUCAUGACAAUACAUCUGACAGCCUCAGUUUUAGAUUCUCUUUGUCCAUCUCGAGUAAUUGUACCUUAAAAUGCAAGUUAACUCCUAGAUAUUCAUGUGCUCAGGGUAAGUUACUUGCUUGUACAUUUUUAACUUCUGUUUUGCCAAUCUAUAAACUCGAUCAUCCUAAAUUGGGUUUUGCAUACAAAAUGCUAUGUAGGGCAGAUAAUUUGGCUUGAAGAGAUUAAGGGAGAAAGAAGACAAUCCACCGUGUGUUCUUAUAGUUUUGAACAGUACCUGAGUUCUUUUAAAUAAAUCAGUACACAGUGUGUUUGGAAGGAUCAAUGUCCAUUUUUUUCCCCCCGUUUACUGCCACGUUGAUUUCAAUGUAGAUGGUUAGCAGUCAGCUAGAGUUCAGUCAAAUGGUGUAUUGGCUUCAGCUUGGCUAUAAUAACAUUGGGAAAGUGAUCAGCAUUUUUUAAAUGAUUAAAAUGAAAAAUGUCCCUAUUUUUAUUCACAUGCUGCCAGUUGGAAGGAGGAGCAGGAACCCUAGUCUGUGCUUUGACUUGAUUUUACCUUUCAGCAUCUCUUUUAAGAAAAUCCUUGCCCUGGAUGUGUUAAACAUUGCCUCCACUGAAUACGUCUACCAAAGAGAGACUCUAACCAGCUGAAGAAACGAGGGUUAAAAUGGACAGAUUCCCGGAAUAGAUUAAAAUUUGAUGGAGAAAAAAAGCAGAUGAAGCAGCCCACCUGCCUGAAAGAUGGAUUCUGUGCCCCCUUGUCAUUUUUGAGGUUGGAGAGUUUUACAUCAGGAAGGCCCUGUCUGUCGCUGGCACUGAAAUGCCAUUCUCCACCUGCAGUGAGCCGGGCAGGGAAAAGGAUGGAAAAAGGUCAGAGUCCCUGGCAGCUGGUAGGAGAAGAGAACAUAUUGACCUUUUCGGAUAAGUGGCUGGAAUCUAGCUAUUAACGCUAAGUCUCAUUGUUGAGUACUUUCCAUAAUGUCCUAGUGCAAUACUUUAGACUGUUGCUUUGUCCUUUCCUUCCAAAAUGUUUUACAAGGAUUAUCUUCUUCUGCCUCCUAUUUUAUGUGCAAGAUGGGCCUCAGGGAUGCCCUAGGCCUAGCCAACAAGACAAUAAAAAUAUUUAUUCCUUCCCAUUUGUACAGUGAACUUUUCUUAUGAAUAAAAUGAAGAUUUUAGGAAGUCUGAUCUUACAAGUGGUGCCUUUUCAAAACCGAAUUGUAUUUAGCCUGAGCUAUGCAAAAAAAAAAUGUACCUGGUAACUGUAUACCUCCAUUUUUAAGGCAAAUAAAGUGCUUUUUUGAUAUUAA